UGUACUGCCAGGGAAGGAAAGGCCAAGAUGGCGGCGGAUGUAAGAGCUCGGAGCGGGCCUAGCGGAUAAACCGGGAGAAUAACCACCAGCUAGCCCCCCGGGGUGUGAUGGCAUAAGGCGGGAUGUGUGAGAGCUACACGCGCUCGCUGUUGCGGGUGUCGGUGGCGCAGAUUUGCCAGGCGCUGGGAUGGGACUCUGUGCAACUUACCGCCUGCGACCUGCUAACCGACGUGCUGCAGCGCUACCUGGCCCAGCUGUGCAGGGGAGCUCACCGUUACACCGAACUCUAUGGCCGUACGGAUCCAGUUUUGGACGAUAUCGGUCAGGCCUUCAAGCUGAUGGGGGUAAACCUCCAUGAACUGGAAGAUUAUAUACACAAUAUUGAACCAGUCACUUUCCCACAUCAGAUCCCGUCCUUCCCAGUCAGCAAAAACAAUGUGCUGCAGUUUCCUCCAUCAGGAAGUAAAGAUGUUGAGGACCGAAAGGAAUAUAUCCCGGACUACUUACCUCUCUUCAUUUCUUCUCAAGAAGAGGAAGAAGAGGAACAGGUGCCUACAGAUGGAGGAACUUCAGCGGAAGCCAUGCAAGUUCCCCUUGAGGAAGAAGGGGAAAUGGAAGAAGAUGAAACCAUAAAUGAUGAGAACUGCUUUAGUAAAAGACCUUUGGAUAGUCCAGAAACUAUAGAAAUGCCUUUUGCUAAGCGACCUAGAUUAGGGAGUACUAAAGGGGAUAUUUUAGAUGGAACUUUGGAGCCCCGAGAGCCACUUAGUUCAAUAAACUCUCAGAAAGUCCCCCCUAUUCUUUCCCCUUUUCAUGUACAGGACAAUCCAGAUUUGGCUGUUUAUUCAGAACAGCCUGCAAUGUCGGUUUCAAAAUCUAUAGCUUCCCCUUCUAAAUCUGUGGAAACAAAAUCUUUAACACCAAAAACAAAAGCAAAAGGUUCUUCACCUGCACAAAAAACUAAAUCUCCCAAAUCCACCCCAUUGACUCCUGUUCUAGGCAGCCCCAUAAGGUCACCUAAAACUGGUCCAAAGGAGAAGAAAUCCCCUGGACGUGCCAAAAGUCCAAGAAGCCCCAAGAGUCCUAAAGUUGGUACAGCUACUUCACAGCUUGUUGUAAAAGCUGAAACGCCAAGUCGGACACCACUUGCUACAUUAAGUGAAAAGGUGGGAAAAGAGAAUAUCCAGGUAAAACAAACUCAAGCAAUGUCUGAUUCUGAGAAAUUAAAUGUUGAAAAUUCCAAGAAACCACCAGUAGCUGAAAAUACAAUUGAGGAUUCAAUUGAUGCUGUUAUUGCACGUGCUUGUGCUGAACAAGAACCUGAUCCGUUUGAGUUUUCUUCUGGUACAGAAUCAGAAGGGGAAGUUCUUAAUAGCUCUAAACGACUCACUAUUUCAGAACCACAAACUCCUAAGGUUUCUUCUUCUAGCAGUAGUCUCGGAAAGGUUGGAAAUCCACCAUUACCUCCUUCAGGUGGCACUUCUAGCUCAGAUAUUUCAUGGACAAUGGAUGAUUCCAUCAAUGAAGUAAUUCGGAAAGUGAACCAGGAAACACCACCAACUGUGCCUUCCAAUGCUCCAUGCUUCUCUUCUCCUUCAGCUUCUCCUCCAACUCCAGAGCCACUCUUUAAGACCUUUGAGGAAAAGUCAAAACUAGCUUCUCCUGUAGAAAUAAAAAAGAAGACAAAGAAAGAGUUAAAGGCUAAGAUGAAGAAAAAAGAUAAGGAAAAACAAAAGGAUAAGGAUAAAGAAAAAGAAAAGAGUAAAGAAAAAAACAAGGAGAAAAACAAAGAGAAAGAUAAGGAAAAAGAUGUUAACAAAGAAACUAAACUUAUGUGGAAGGACGCAGCCAAGGAUGAAGAUGCAGAGGCACAGCGGUUUAAAAUUAAAGAUUUAAAUGACCUUGACAUGAAGUCAAAGCAAAAAGAAAACAGUGGUAAGAACAAAGAAAAACACAAAGAUAAAAAGAAGGAUAAAGAAAAGGGAAAGAAAAAAGAGAAAGGAAAAGACAAAAAUAAGGAAGAUAAGUUGAAAACACCAUCUACUCCAAUUGUAUUAUCCUCUAAGGAGAUAUCGUUACCCAUGAUAAGCACCCCCAAUUCAGCCCGGAUACCGGUUACUUUGUUUCCAGCCAUGUCUCCACUGCUCCCAGAGAAACUAUUUGACGAAAAGGAGAAGGGGAAGGAGAAGAAGAAAGACAAAAAAGAAAAGAAGAAAAAGAAAGACAAAGAAAAAGGCAAAGAGAAAGAAAAGGAGAAAAAGGAGAAGGAAAAGAAAGAUAAAGAAAAGGACAAACACAAACAUGAAAAACAGGUUAAAGUGGACCUAUCUGUUCCUGCCCCUUCACCUGUGAUCCCCAGGUUGACGUUACGCGUGGGUGCAGGCGAAGACAAGAUUGUCAUCAGCAAAGUGGUUUCUGCUCCAGAGGCUAAACAAGCUCCUGCAACUCCUCUUCCCAAAUCACCUCCUCCGCCGGCACCGUCUCCAGCUCCUGCACCUGUUCUGGUUGUCCCUCCUCCUGUGCCGCAAGCUCCAGCUGCAGCCGCUGCAUCCCCAGCACCAAAUCCUGUACCUCCUGCCUCAGGUGCAAGUGCCGGAAAUGCUAAAGGACCUGUCAGGAGUGUUGUAACAGAGACAGUCAGCACUUACGUGAUCCGAGAUGAGUGGGGCAACCAGAUUUGGAUUUGUCCAGGCUGUAAUAAAGCUGAUGACGGCAGCCCCAUGAUUGGCUGUGAUGGGUGUGAUGAUUGGUACCAUUGGCCUUGUGUUGGAAUAUCAGAUGAACCUCCAGAAAAUGAACAGUGGUUUUGUACCACGUGCUUCAGCAAGAAGAAAGAUAAAAAGCACAAAAAGAGAAAACACAAAGCUCACUGAGACUUUGUUUUAGUCCUCUAGGAACUUUGUAGUCCGAAGGGUCAGUUCUGCUGUUGCUUCCAGAAUAGAUUUGUACCAAGGUGACCAACGUAGGUCUCAAACGAUGGUCUUCCUGGCAGAUCGUAGAUUAGACUUCUCAAAGAAAAUUCUGCUACAGGAUCUUGUAAAUCAACUGAUUGCUGUUACUAAACAGCGCCUUGUGUAAUGGUGCAUUUUGUCUUCAAGCUGAAUUUGCAAGACAUUUGAUAACUAUAGUAAAUGAUUUUAGAGACUUUGGAGACAUUUUUUGUCCAUUUUGCAUUGUUGUUUUUGCUCUAUUGGAUAAUCAUAAGAACCUGUUAUAAUCCUAUACCAAUAUGUGUCAAGUGCAUAUUUUUGUUCUAAGAAUAUAUAAAUCAUGACAUUUUCCUUUUUGUGCUAAUAUAAAUAAAACGACUUUGGCUCUGUGAAAUAUAUAUAUUUUUUAAAAGAAUAUUUCUAUUGUAUCCAAUUAUUUCUUAGAAGCUUUCAUUGAUAUCUGUAAUAUAUUUUAGAUUUAUUUGGGUCUAUUUUUUUUUACUUUCUGUACAAGACCAGUCUUUAAGUGCAUGAACGUUAUUAUCAUUUAUAUAGAAAUGAUAAUAAAUGAAUUCCAUGUAUAUUUCAUCCCAUAGUUCAUGCACUGAAUUGAGUUGCAACAGAAAAGUGUUUUUAUGACAUUUAUACACAGUUUCUUUAUUUUAUAUUGAAGCAUAAAACAGCAUUGCAUCUGUGUUGUCUUGAACGUAUGUUUUUUUUGUACAUAUUAAAAGUGUGUAUGAAGUACA
Bombina bombina (fire-bellied toad) is the source of this 3679-nucleotide messenger RNA. RefSeq names its product TATA-box binding protein associated factor 3 (gene TAF3). Gene Ontology annotation, molecular function: protein heterodimerization activity. The coding region runs from base 123 to 2873 and encodes 916 amino acids. Lineage: Eukaryota; Metazoa; Chordata; Amphibia; Anura; Bombinatoridae. Gene Ontology annotation, cellular component: transcription factor TFIID complex. The transcript is spliced from 7 exons. The record is from RefSeq and is a predicted model, not a curated record.